AUGUUCGGUCGUGGCCGAUCCAAGUCAUCGGUGGUAACAAUCUAUCGAGUGUAUUUUCAUCCCCUCAGGAAAAUCCCUGGUCCGAAAUUGGCCGCUGCAACACAUCUAGUCGAGUUCUACCAUGACGUUAUCCUUGGGGGUAAGUUCUGUUGGGAAGUGCAGAGAAUGCAUGAAAAAUACGGACCUAUUGUGCGAAUCAAUCCCCGUCAGGUCCACAUAAUCGACCCUGACUUUUACGACGAGAUUUACGCCGGUGGGAAUCGCAAGCGAGACAAAGACCCUGCGUUUACUCCUCGCUUGGGUAUGUCUCUGUCGGUGAUAUCAACGGUUCCUCAUGAUCAUCAUCGGCUGCGACGCAGGAUUUUGAACAACUUCUUUUCCAAGCAGUCGGUCACGAAUUUGGAGCCGAUGCUGCAAGAAAAGAUAGACAAGUUGUCUCAGCGCUUGAGAGACGCGAAAGAGGCCGGCACCGUAGUAAAACUAGAAUACGCCUUUGCAGCUGUGACUGCAGAUGUCAUCAGUCACUACUGUUAUGGCAAAAGUAUGGGGUAUCUGGACCAAUUGUAUCCGCAAAACGAUCUCAAAGAGGCUUUCAAUGCUCUAUUUCAGGGAAUACAUAUUUUGUAUUUCUUUCCAAUGUGGGGAUUUUUGAUGAAUAAGUUACCGCCCUGGCUCAUUGCAAAAUUGAACCCGAAGUCCAAACAGUUGGCGUACUUCCGCUCAAUGGUACGGGAACAGUCUGCAAACGCACUGAAUCUGCAAGCAAAAGGGAUGAUUAGUGAUAAGAAACAAAGCAUCUUUAAUGCUCUAGUCGAUCCAGCUCUCCCAGCAGAAGAACGGACACUUGAUCGGCUGACUGAGGAAGGAAUGAUCGUUCUAGGUGCAGGUGCUGAAACCACAGCUAAUACUCUGACACUCGGGGCUUUUCAUCUCAUAAAGAAUCGAGACAAAAUGUUGAAGCUCCGACACGAGCUAACCAAUACUGUGAUGCCAAAUUCAACAAGUCAACCAAGCUGGAAGCAACUAGAGCAGUUGCCCUAUCUGUCAGCCGUCAUAAAUGAAACUCUCCGUCUUGCCGUUGGGGGUUCCUGGAGAAUACCCAGAGUCGCAACACAGGAAACCAUUGUUUACAACGGAUACGAGAUCCCUCCUGGCACGCCGUUAAUAACCUCGAGCUGGUUUGUGCACAUGAAUCCGGAUAUCUUCCCGAACCCAGAAAAAUUCGACCCGGAACGUUGGAUCAAGGCUGCUGAUAGGGGAGAAUAUUUGCCACGCUACAUAACCAAUUUCUCCAAGGGGUCGCGCAACUGUCUCGGUAUCAACCUGGCGUAUGCCGAAUUGUACAUGGUCAUUGCUCGCUUCGUCCGAGAGUUUGACAUGGAGCUGCACAACACAACCGAGGCGGAUGUCGCGUGCGAUCGCGACUUUGCCGUGUUCCAUUCAGAUAAGGGUCCCUGGAGCGUUCAGGUUUUAGUGACCGGGGUAGUGAAUUAA
Molecule: messenger RNA, 1494 nt
Organism: Talaromyces proteolyticus
Lineage: Eukaryota; Fungi; Ascomycota; Eurotiomycetes; Eurotiales; Trichocomaceae
Product: benzoate 4-monooxygenase cytochrome P450
Exons: 5
Coding region: 1-1494 (497 amino acids)
Molecular function (GO): heme binding; iron ion binding; oxidoreductase activity, acting on paired donors, with incorporation or reduction of molecular oxygen
Source: RefSeq, a predicted model, not a curated record